UUGAUUAUAAACACCUUGAUAGUGUCAUUUUUUAAGCAUCAACAUGUCUUCAACCAGCUUGUUUUCAAUACUAUUGCUUUGCUGGUUGACGCUUCAUGUUCAAGCAAGGAUCCAUCAUUUAGUCUUAAAGCGAUUUGUGGUGGUGAUAUUGUUAGUGAAGAAGGAACCCUUCAAAGUCCCAAUUAUCCGGAAGACUAUCGACCCAACAAGGAAUGCAUUUGGAAGAUAAUUGUUCCAGAGAAAUAUCAAGUUGCCCUUAAAUUUUCCUCUUUUGAGAUUGAAUCUCAUGACAACUGUGUCUAUGAUUACCUUGAGAUACGAGAUGGACAUUCAUUAUCAAACUCACCCAUUUUGGGUAAAUUUUGUGGACACAGAAUUCCAAAUGAUAUAAGAUCGACAAGCAAUAAACUUUUAAUCAAAUUUGUAUCUGAUUCGUCCGUCCAAAAGGCUGGUUUUUCAGCCAAUUUUAUCAAAGAGUUCGACGAAUGUUCCUCAGGUAACCAUGGAUGUGACCAUAUUUGUGUUAACACAUUAGGCGGUUAUCGAUGUGAGUGUCGCAUUGGAUACGAGCUUCACUCAGAUGGGAAAAAGUGUGAAAAUGCUUGCGGUGGUUUAAUUGAACUAUUGAAUGGAACUCUGGUCAGUCCAUCAUUUCCUGAUCUUUAUCCACCCAACAAGAACUGCAUCUGGGAAAUUGUUGCUCCACCACAAUUCAGGAUAACAUUGAAUUUCACUCAUUUCGAUUUGGAAGGAAAUAAUGUCCAUUCAAGUGUAAAACAUUAUUCCAGGAAUCCAGAGUAGAGCAAAAAUGUGAAUCAAAGAGACUCGUGCCAUUGUAUCUUUUAUCUCAUUUUGGUUUUGAUACAUUUCUUUUAUUGAUGAUUCAAUCUCUGGUAAUAACUAUGCAACACCCAAGGCAAUAAUAAUGGGCAUCACAAGGAAUGGGAAGAA
Messenger RNA from Tetranychus urticae (two-spotted spider mite), 951 nucleotides. The record is from RefSeq and is a predicted model, not a curated record. Lineage: Eukaryota; Metazoa; Arthropoda; Arachnida; Trombidiformes; Tetranychidae.